Anopheles maculipalpis is the source of this 816-nucleotide messenger RNA. RefSeq names its product radial spoke head protein 9 homolog (gene Rsph9). Gene Ontology annotation, cellular component: axoneme. NCBI's taxonomy places the organism in Eukaryota, Metazoa, Arthropoda, Insecta, Diptera, Culicidae. The record is from RefSeq and is a predicted model, not a curated record. The transcript has a single exon. The coding region runs from base 1 to 816 and encodes 271 amino acids. Gene Ontology annotation, biological process: cilium movement involved in cell motility; motile cilium assembly; axoneme assembly.
AUGGAAAUUAGUACCUUUUCCGAAAUGGUCCCACUGUUGUCCAACUUUUGGCGUACCAUUCCCACCACCUUGCAGCUGAAGCUAGAAAGCUCCCUAACACUGCUGAAGCAAGAUCACAAACUAAACAAGCUAUUCUUUUUGGGCCGACUGGAGGCACAUUCGAUCAAUUAUCUGCUCGCGUUCGGAACCCCCGGUGUGGAUCUAUUUCAUCAGCGAAAGUUUUACUACAGUCGUGACGGGAUUGAUUGGUUGCUGCUGCUCGAACCUGCCAACUGGAGUGAAGAUUGGGGCCGUCUUUGGUGUGAAUUUACCGGAAAUGUUGGUUUCGGUUUCAAAAUUCGUUCGCUAGCUGCAGGAAGUGCGAGUGUGGUAGUGAGCGAACAGGAUCGGUUGUGGUACGUGAUGCAUGCGAUACUGCGUGAAGCGGCCGGUGUACCAAGGGGUGCACUAAGAAUGUCCACCGACCAGCAGAUUGUGCUGAAUCCGUUCUUUCAAGGGCUAACGCGGGACGAGUUGGGGGUGCUUGGUAAUUAUCAACACUUCCGACGGCCGGAACGAUCGGCGGAAGAGAAUCUGCGUGGCAGGAACGAGUGUAAUCUGUCGAUGGAUGUGUUUGAUUCGCUGGAAAGUACCGUACUGCCCGAAGGCAAAAGUUUCACCCUGCGUAUGGACGAUUCGGAUCAGCUGGCGAUGUGGAGUUCGUUGCAUUGGCUUGGGUUAGAUUUUUUCCACAAAGCAAACAGUAGCGUGUUUGGGUUUCUGUACAAUGGUGAUGGGCGUAAAAAUUGGGAUCUUCCGUUUAUGGUCGAGUUGUGA